Durio zibethinus is the source of this 3512-nucleotide messenger RNA. Its product is annotated as rop guanine nucleotide exchange factor 1-like. NCBI's taxonomy places the organism in Eukaryota, Viridiplantae, Streptophyta, Magnoliopsida, Malvales, Malvaceae. The record is from RefSeq and is a predicted model, not a curated record. Gene Ontology annotation, molecular function: guanyl-nucleotide exchange factor activity.
UCUGCCACGUGGGAAAGAAAUUUAGCCACAUCAUGAAAAAGGCCACGGUGGCAAUGGAGGAAUAGGAUAAAGAGGAAACAUGGAAAGUCCAAAGGAAGGGGUCCGUGUCGGGUGGUAAGGUCAAGCUGUAACGGAAAGACAACCACUGCGCAACGCCGUCUCUUUUGCUUCAGCACACAAAAAACAUCAUCAGUGCCAGAAAACAGUAACAACAAUUUUAUAAAGAGAAACCGAAGGAAAAAAGUUUCAGUACUUAUAAAGAAAGAAAGCUGAGAAAAAGAAAAUUAAUAAUGAGACAAUGUGAAAGAUUUCUCAUCUCUUUCACUUUAUUUCUCUUCUUCUUCUGCUUCUAAUUCUGAAUUUCCAAUCAAUCAUUUCACUUCUCUUAUUGUUAGCAAAUGUGUGGCUGAGGGAUUUGUUUUUGGCCGUUGGAUCUCGUGAUUAAAGAUCAUGGGGAGUGUAGCUUCUGAUGAUGGCUCUGACCAGCAGAGCGACCGGUGCGGGAGUUAUAGCUUGAGCGCUGACGUCAGCGAGUCCGAGAGUUGUAGCAGCUAUUCCUGCCGGCGGUUCGACGGAGAAGGUUGUUCGAGUUCGAUGACGUCGUCUCCGAGGUUACGGGCUGCUGGAGGGUUCGAUUUUCAGGUACCGUUGAUGUUGCCGGUGAUUGGAGGGAAGGAUGCCGUGAUUUGGGAUGAUGAGAAGCCUGAGAAACCGGUCACCGAUUUGUCUGAAGUUGAGAUGAUGAAAGAGAGAUUUGCCAAGCUUCUUUUAGGAGAAGAUAUGUCUGGAGGUGGGAAAGGAGUGUGUACUGCACUUGCCAUUUCGAAUGCAAUCACAAAUCUCUCUGCAACCGUCUUUGGUGAGUUGUGGAGGUUAGAGCCAUUAGCACCACAAAAGAAGGCAAUGUGGAGGAGAGAAAUGGAGUGGCUCUUGUGUGUGAGCGAUUCGAUUGUUGAACUUGUACCAUCGAUACAACAAUUCCCUGGAGGAGGCACAUAUGAAGUUAUGGCGACAAGGCCACGUUCAGAUUUGUAUAUAAAUCUUCCUGCCCUUAAGAAGCUUGAUGCAAUGUUGAUUACCAUGCUUGAUGCGUUUCGUGAAACAGAGUUUUGGUAUGUUGAUCGGGGAAUAGUUGUGGGUGAUGGUGCUGACCGUCAUGCUUAUCCGUCGUUUGUUUCUGGAGGGAGGCCCUCGAUUAGGCAGGAAGAGAAGUGGUGGUUGCCAUGUCCAAAAGUGCCACCAAAUGGUUUGUCAGAGGAUGCAAGGAAGAAGUUGCAGCAAUGUAGGGAUUGCACUAACCAAAUACUGAAGGCAGCUAUGGCGAUUAAUAGCAGUGUGCUCGCAGAGAUGGAGAUACCUACUGCGUACCUGGAGACCUUACCAAAGAAUGGAAAAGCUUGUUUAGGAGAUACCAUCUACCGCUAUGUAACAGCUGAUCAAUUCUCGCCAGAAUGUCUCCUUGAUUGCCUUGAUCUGUCAACAGAACAUCACACUCUGGAAAUAGCUAGCAGGAUUGAGGCAGCAGUACAUGUUUGGAAGCAGAAAGAUCAAAAGAAACACAUCAAUCAAAUGAAAGUUAGGCGCUCAUCGUGGGGUGGAAAGGUCAAGGGUCUUGUUGCUGACAGUGAAAAGAAUAAUUUUCUUGCCCAAAGAGCUGAGAUCCUCUUAAAUAGCUUGAGGCUUCGUUUUCCUGGUCUUCCACAGACAGCAUUGGAUAUGAACAAAAUUCAAUAUAAUAAGGAUGUUGGGCAAUCAAUUCUAGAGAGCUACUCGAGGGUGAUGGAGAGUUUGGCCUUCAACAUUAUGGCAAGAAUAGAUGAUGUCCUUUAUGUUGACGAUGCUAUAAAGCGCUGUGCUGCUACGGCCGAAACAAUCUCCCUAUUCAGCAGGAGCGGUUUGAGUGGGCUUCCAAUCCAGAGGCGAAUGUCUCCGAGUCCCUUCUCAAUUCAGCACACUCCUUAUGCCUCUCCUUUCGCAACACCAACCUUCUGUUCUUCAACUCCACUCACUGGAAGCCCAGGAAGGGCACCUUCCUACUUGAGCAGAAACGGUGGUCCUAAGGAGGAACCUGACUGGAAAUCAGAAAAACCAUGUGCGGUUGAAUUUGAGAGGGUGUGGUCAUAUACGGGGAGCCUUAAUACAAGAGGAGUUUCUGAAAAUGCUCCUGAGAGAGACUUGAAAUCAAUGAUUCAUGAUCCUAUCUGAGAUAAAGCUGUCGUGUUCUAUGGAUAGUAGAAAAAGAAGUUACACAGUUUCGUCGGGUUGGUGGCUGACAGGUUAACAGAAAUCUAUGAUCUAAUCUUGUAUAUUUCUUAGAAGUAGGAAUAUCAGUAUCGAAGUUUUUGGUUUUCAAAUCGUGUUAGUAAAGGGAAGAAGAUUAUGCUUUAAGCAAAAUUGCUACUAAUGCUGUUCAUUAAAAGUAUUCUAUUGUCCUUUUUACGUUGAAUUUUCCUAGCCAGUUUCAUUGAUUUACAGAGUGCACUUGACCACCAGCUAUCAUUCAAGCGGGCAAUUUACUCGGACCAAAACAAUAUGUGGCUCGGAAAAGGUUAACUAGCCAAGAGGGCUUAGGGUUGCUUGGAACCCACUCAGGAGGUGGUCAGAACAAGUUACAGUGGCAGGGCAGUUCUCUAAAGUUUCUAAAUCAAACACAAAUAUAAGUCGAUCUUCAGAAUAACCAUAUCUUGGAGGGAUGGAGAGACCAGCCGAAUAGAUUAUGAGGUUUCCUUUACCCCAAUAAAAUUCAGAAGCUGAUGCAGAAAUUGCUUUGAUGCAAGCCCUGAUACAACAUUUGAUCCCCCAAACUUUCCAUCUCAUCCCACUUAUGCUCUUAUUCAUUUAUCCUGAAAAUUCUAAAACCAACCACAGAGCUACCAUAUCUCACGGGCUUGUCAGCAGCAGAAUCUGAAGUUUUAUCACCAGACUGAACCAAGAACCCUCUGCUAGAGGGAGAGCCAACAGGUUAUAGGAAACUAACGUUUAAAGAUUGGUCAAUGACUAUAGUUCUUCCUUCCCGCGGGAUGGCAUAGAACUUCCUGUUAAAGCAAAUGAUAUCCUGAUGGAUAUGAAAACCAUCCACAAAGAUUGGUACUUGACCAAAUGAAGGCAACUUUCUCUCUGUAUUCAUGGGGUUGAGGCUCUAAUCAUCAAGAUUAUAUUUACUAUAUUGACCAACAAAUUCAUUACCCAAUUCAAUGAAUUGAAAGUUUGUCAAAUCCAAUGCCUUUGGAAAUUAUACCAGAAGAGGUUUCAACUCGGAAUCUGAAAGAUGCUUCAUCUUGCAACGGUAGUCACCUUUUCUGAUAUUGACAACCAGCAAGCAGGAGCUGUUUGGUUAGCCCCAGGGAAUCUAACAAAGUAAAAGGUGAUUCUGGUAAUAUGGCCGAGGGAGUAAUCACACCUACCUCUGGUUUCUGAUAGGAGCCAUCUGGGUAAAGGGUAAACUUUGGGUGGAAAAGAGGAACGCCAUGAAGAGCAGACAGGCUGUGUACUUGUUUUAUUACUGCUAUACU